GGACAAGCCACGAUGGCGCGAUGCUGUUUGAUCCUUUUGAGUUGACACGAACGGGUGAGGUGAACUCGAUUAGACACUGAAUUUUGAUGAUAUGAAGGGUACGUAGUAGAUGAACGAUGAACGAUGAAUGAUGAAGAAGGUGAGGGGGGACACAACAAUUACAAUAGUAUCAUACUCGUCUCGUACCUAACGGUGGUAUUGGGAUGUCUACGGGCCGACCUAGUGCCGGUAGAGUUUGUAAGGAAGGCACGAUCGAUGUACCUGUGUCUGAGCAUAACUAAUACCUAAUAACUAAUACUAUUGGACAAAUAACGGAGUAAUUCAGUAACUACAAGAAGAUAGCAUUCUGCUCUGGAUCAUCUAAUUUACCGAUGGCAAGGCCGUG
Molecule: messenger RNA, 385 nt
Organism: Aaosphaeria arxii CBS 175.79
Lineage: Eukaryota; Fungi; Ascomycota; Dothideomycetes; Pleosporales
Exons: 1
Coding region: 124-288 (54 amino acids)
Source: RefSeq, a predicted model, not a curated record